This is a messenger RNA of Ixodes scapularis (black-legged tick), 369 nucleotides long. Its product is annotated as THAP domain-containing protein 5-like. The coding region runs from base 1 to 369 and encodes 122 amino acids. The record is from RefSeq and is a predicted model, not a curated record. NCBI's taxonomy places the organism in Eukaryota, Metazoa, Arthropoda, Arachnida, Ixodida, Ixodidae. Gene Ontology annotation, molecular function: sequence-specific DNA binding. The transcript is spliced from 2 exons.
AUGCCUUUACAUUGUUGCGUGCCCCUCUGCAAGCAGAGAGGUGUAAAAGAUAAUAACGGAAACAAGGUAUCAUUUUUUGCUUUCCCGAAAGAGCCGACUGUGCGCAAGAAAUGGGUGAUUGCCAUUAAACGGGACGAAGGCAAACUAUUCACCAUCACAAAAUACACAAAGGUGUGUUCACUACAUUUUCAAGAGAAGGAUUAUCUCAUCAAUAUCGCCUCAGGUUUCCGUUUCUUGAAGGAAAGAGUCGCACCGAGCGUGUUUGGAUUUAACGCCGCCAAGAAGCCUCCUAGGAGAGCGCCCCUUCAAAGAGUGCAAGCUACGAGCAAGCUGACCGCUGCUGACGAAGACGCAACAGAUUCAUAUUAA